GGUCCGUGUAAUAUUCCUUUAAAAAUAUACGCGCUUGUUUUAAACAUCGGAUAUGACGUAUGUACAUACAUAAGAAUCGCCAUCAAGAAGCACGUAACGAUAACCUUACAUGAUUUUACAUGCAAGAGAGAAGCCGGAAAAAGUAACGUGAUUAAUAUACGUGUGUGGUAAUAUAUUAAAAAACUGCACAAUGUCUCGGCAAGUUUUUACUGGUUCUCAUUUAUGUAGAUAAAAUGGAGAACUGAUCUUUAAGAAGAAUUACAAUACUUGUUGAGGAUGACAAGAAAAUUUAGAUCAACAGAAGAUAGAUAAUUAUCAUAGAGAUGAAGUUAAUAAUUCAUCCAGACAAUUUAUAAUAUAUGGACUUAUUGAUUGCCAAACACAUGCAGUGGAGCUUCCAAAUCUUGGAUUGGUUAUGAUAAGACUCUCUUAAAUUGGGUGGAAACCUACUAAUUUAUCCAUUGGAGAGUAUUGGUGGACAAUUUGCAGAAUAAAUGUUUAAAAUUGUAGCAUGAACAAAUUAUAUAUACUGGUAUAACAACAGCGUAUUAUUUUGCAUCUCUGUACACCGAGACAUCUACAAUUCUUGCGAAGAUGGUUUCAUAGUUUUGAUCAAUGAGCUUUCAUUGGAAAAAUGCCUGAAGGAAUGUCUCGUGCAUGAAAAAGGGGAAGGCGGAGGGAGAGUCGUCUGUUGUCGAAAUUUCGCUCACGAGCGGUUGAAAGGAUCAAAACAUGACAUGAAAACAAAUAAUUGCACGCGGAGGACGCGUGAUAACAGGAUCCUAUGCCAAUCAGAAUUCGCCACGCGAAGAAAGGGAUAGAUCACCGAUGUGUUUCCUAUCAUCCUGUCUCCUAACGACCUUUUGUUCUUCACUAUUGGGCCAACGCGAGUCCAGGAAGGAUUAAGAGCCUCUUUCGUACCUCGGUAAAGAAUUUUCCCAGACCGAGUCAGCGGAGUCAGCAGAUUUGAAACGUUGCUGUUUUCUAACAUUGCCAAUAAUCUUUAUUGCAAGUCACAUGCUAUGAAUAUACAUAUAAAUAUCUCAUUAAAUAAUUUUGUUCCUAAAAGACUGAAGCACUUUAUAGCUGAAUAGUUUGUGAAAAAAACUGAGUGAUAUUGUAUUUAAAGUGGCGAUUGUAUAUAUUUAAAAAAUAAUUCACAAUGCCUCGACAAAUUUUUAUUGGUUCCAUGAUUCAUGCAGAUGAAAAUGAAGAAGUGAUUUUUAAGAAGAAUGUUACGAUACUUGUCGAUGAUGGCAAGAUUAUUGAUGUUAUGGAAAAUCCAGAUCAACAAAAGAUAGAUAAUUUUCACGCAGACGAAGUUAAUAAUUUAUCAUCAGGACAAUUUAUAAUACCUGGAUUUAUCGAUUGCCAUACUCAUGCAGUACAGUUUCCGAAUCUUGGAUUAGGUUUCGAUAAGACUCUUUUAGAUUGGCUGGAAACCUAUACUUUUCCAUUGGAGAGGCAGUAUACUGAUCAAGAAUUUGCAGAAAAAGUGUUUGAAAUAGUUGUGAAAGAAACUAUAUUCAAUGGUACAACAACAGCCUGUUAUUUUGCGUCUCUAUAUACCGAGGCAUCUGCGAUUCUCGCGCAGAAGUGUUCAGAUCUUGGUCAACGAGCUUUCAUCGGAAAAAUAAACAUGAAUGCACCACGAGAUGAUGGAUAUUACGAAAGCACGGAAAAAUCAAUCGAGACUACUAAGGCCUUUAUAGAAGCUGUCGAAAAAAUAGGAAAUCCUCUUGUGCAACCAAUUAUUACACCAAGAUUUGCAUUGAGCUGCGAUAUGGAAUUAAUGAAAAAGUUAGCAAAUAUUGCUAAAGAAAAAGAUUUACGUAUACAGAGUCACGUUUCUGAAAAUAAAGACGAGGUAAAAGCCGUGAAAGAGAAAUUCGGGAAAGCAUACACAAAUGUUUACGAUACCGUUGGUCUUCUUACCAACAAGACAAUAUUAGCACACGGUAUCUACCUAGAGGAUAGUGAACUUGACAUACUUGCAAAACGAGGAACAGCUAUAAUUCACUGUCCAUGCUCCAAUAUAAAUCUGAAAAGUGGUCUUUGCGAUGUGCGGAAAAUAAAGGAUAAAAAUAUCGUCGUCGGCCUUGGAACAGAUGUUUCAGGUGGAUCAAAUUACAGUUUCUUAGGUGAAAUUAGAUCGGCUUUACAUGUAUCAAUUUCUCUACAUUUAACGGGAGAUGAUGUACCACGUGAUUAUGUACCUCUUGAUUACAAAGAUUUCUUCAUUAUGGCAACAUUAGGAGGUGCUAAAGCGCUUUCGAUUGAGGACAAAGUCGGUAAUCUGCUGCCAGGCAAAGAAUUUGAUGCUCUCAUCAUAGAUUUGAACGCAGAACACAGUUUCUUGAAUAAUUUCAGAGAAUAUACACUCGAAGAAAAUCUCCAAAGAUUUAUAUAUUCGGGGAAUGAUCGUAAUAUAGUAUCUGUUUAUGUAAAAGGUAGAAAAGUUAAAAUGACGGAUGUUGCUCCAGCAACAUGUGAAGGUCUUGUGGAACAAGAAGUGAUCGAGGAAGUCUCAGAGGCUCUGAUUAUGAAAGGCAGAGAACGCGAACAUGCAAAAGAGGAUAACAAGGAAUGGAAUCUCUUUAUAUGUUACAAAAGUUGCCUGGUCAGGGAAAAUCUAAUCUCAUGGCAAAAUCUAAUCAUUCGAGCAUAUCUAUUUAUUAUCCUUUCCUAUUAAGAAGUACGAAAUCAUUGACAAGUUUCUCAGUUUAGAUUUGAAGGAUGAAGUUCUGAAAAUCAUGCCUGUGCAGACUUAAGUCUGUCAAUACACACUUUCAAGGUUUUUUGUUGCCAUUGGAAAUGGCACACAUUGGAUUGAGAGUGAAAUGUUCCAAGCAAGUAGCCACUACCAUUCGCGGUUUUAUUAUCCUCAUCAAGCUCUCCAUUGUCUUGGAUUGACGCGAUUAUUGGAACAAGAUCGACAAGCCGCACACAAAGUAUAAAAU
Camponotus floridanus (Florida carpenter ant) is the source of this 2960-nucleotide messenger RNA. RefSeq names its product guanine deaminase. Bases 1163 to 2692 code for a protein of 509 amino acids. NCBI's taxonomy places the organism in Eukaryota, Metazoa, Arthropoda, Insecta, Hymenoptera, Formicidae. The transcript is spliced from 16 exons. Gene Ontology annotation, biological process: guanine catabolic process. The record is from RefSeq and is a predicted model, not a curated record. Gene Ontology annotation, cellular component: cytosol. Gene Ontology annotation, molecular function: zinc ion binding; guanine deaminase activity.